GAGCUGUAUGGCUAAUAAUCAAGUCAAUGGAAUAAAUUAACAAUCGAUAAUGUCGAAUCCGAUGAAAAACGGACCAAGCAUUCAACAAGGAGACGGAAUGCAGGAUAUGUCACCUACUGAAGAUAUAUCAAACCUUCAGUGCAUCGAUUUCGAAGCUAGCACUAAUGGUAACAGCAGUGGUCAGCAACUCUUAACAUCUGUCACUUGUAUAACAGUUCGUAAUGGUGAAUGCUACAAUCAACAGGUCUUUGCGGAAAAUUCGGAAGUUUCACAAUCUCAGCUACCGCAAUGCAUUUCAAGGGUUAAAGAACGAUACGAUGGUGUAAGUAUUACCAUUCCAGUUGGUGGCACAUUAUCACGUGCACCACGAAAUAAAACUGUGAAACCAAAGUCUAAUGGAAAUGGAUUCAAAUCAACAUUAAGAGAACGAAAUGCUUCAAUGUACCUUAAUGAAUGGCUUGCUGAUGUUCACUUUGUUGUUGGCAUUGGCGAAAAUAGUGAGCGAAUUCCGGCUCAUUCAUAUGUUUUGGCAAUAGCAUCAGCUCCCUUUAAUGCUAUGUUUAAUGGUGGAUUCGAAAAGAAUGAUGAAAUUAAAUUGCCGGAUGUGGAACCAGUUGCUUUCAAAAUUUUACUGAAAUAUCUUUACUGCGACAGCAUUGAAUUGGAUCCCUCAAAUGCGCUUUCUACGCUCUAUGUAGCAAAGAAGUAUAUGAUAAGCCAUCUGGUGCAGACAGCCAUCGAUUUUUUGAAUUUUAAUUUGAAGGCAGAAAAUGUUUGCUUAUUGCUCUCUCAACGGCAACUCUUUGAGGAAGAGCACGAACUAAUGGAUAGAUGUUGGAAAUUAGUGGAAGUGGAUGCCGAAAGAGUUCUAGCAUCGGAUGCUUUCUGUGAUAUCGAUUUUAUAUUAUUUGACGAAAUUUUAUCACGUAAUACGCUUCUUAUCCGUGAAAAAUUGGUUUAUGAAGCAGCUUUGAAAUGGGCAAAAGCUGAAUGUGGCAGAAGAGAUAUAUCUGUUUCACAGAUAAAUAUGCGUAAUGUACUAAACAACGCUUUGUAUCACAUUCGUUUUCCCGCCAUGACGAUCUACGAAUUUGCUAAUGGCCCAGCUAAAAUGGAUUUGCUUACUUGUCAGGAAAUCAAUGAUAUAUUUUUACACUUUGCUGCAGAAGAAAAACCCCAGUUACCAUUCUUAAUAAAUAAACGCAGUGGCCUACAGUUGUUUUCAUGCCUUCGAUUUCAAACAGCUUUGGAAGGAACAAAUCAGUGGCGUUAUCGUGGUCGUUGUGAUAGUAUUCAAUUCCUAGUCGAUCGCCGCAUAUACGUUGCUGCUUACGGAUUGUAUGGUAGUAGUGAAAGAAGUUCACAAUAUACGGUUAAACUAGAAUUAAAGAAAGGUGAUGAAGUGUUGGAAAGUAGGAAGGCAGUUCUUACCUCAACGGGUUGUUCAGAACCAAUUUUGCUACAUUUCGACCAUCCUGUCCAGAUUGAGCCGGAGGUCAAGCAUACAGCAUCGGUUAUUAUGGAAGGCAAAAACUUGAGCUUUUUUGGCCAAGAAGGUAUGACAGAAGUUUCGGUUGCCAUUGAUAAGGAAGAAAGAAGUGACAACGAAGAAAACAAUAUUGUUAAUUUUUAUUUCACGCCGUCAGCUGACAGUAAAAAUGGGACGGGUGUUCAAGGCGGUCAAAUACCAAUUAUCGCAUUUUAUGCAUGAAAUUAUUUCUUGAAAGCUAUUUGCAGAUUUCCGGUUUCUAUCUCUGACCAAUUCCACUCCUGUCUUUCUCUCUUUGUUUUUCUUUAUCUAAAAACGGAACAAGGAAACUUUGUGCUCGGAUAAGAAAUUAAGCAAUUCUAACUUGUGCAAGAGACAAUGUUAUUUUAACAGAAGUUGCAAG
Molecule: messenger RNA, 1892 nt
Organism: Loa loa (African eye worm)
Lineage: Eukaryota; Metazoa; Nematoda; Chromadorea; Rhabditida; Onchocercidae
Product: Btbd6 protein
Exons: 13
Coding region: 50-1711 (553 amino acids)
Biological process (GO): neurogenesis
Cellular component (GO): cytosol
Molecular function (GO): protein binding
Source: RefSeq, a predicted model, not a curated record